AUGCAUUCACCCGAAAAGAACCCAAACAAGAUCUUUGAGUUAGAUUAAUCAUCACAACCUCGAUAGCUUAUUAGGAGAGACCAAUCAACUAUUAUUAAUAUCAAUAAAGAUCUUUAAUUGAGUGAUGUUGCCUAAAUAAAAAGCUAGUCAGAAGUACAAUAACCAAACAAGAAAGAUGAGAUAAAAUCAAACUAAGUGAAUUUAAAAAGCAACUUUGAUCGCAGUAGUUUACUCAAUUUCUCAGAAAGUUUCCUGAAUCAUGAGGAGAUUGACUGCAAUAUUGGAGAGGAAAUUGAGUAUGAUGAGCAAUCUGGCAAAAAUAUCAAUAACAGCUUUAUUAACAGACUUAAAGAUUUCUCUACUUUUAAUCCAUCAGGAGUCAAGGAUAAGUUUGCUUUUAACAAUUCAGCUUACAUUCUCAAUGGUGCAGAUAAAAAAUAUUUCAAUAGAGAUUCACUGCCUGUAAAUCCUAGUCAGUUAAUUGACUCAAAAAUCUAACAGAACUAUAACUCAGCUAGGUAAAAUAUGAUGAACUACCAUCUUAAGACUUAGAGUCCAGAGCAUCAAAAGAAACUUCUCGAUGACACAUUGAAUCUUAAUAAGGAUAAAUAACCUCUACAACAAUAGUCAUCUUAUGCUGAAUCGAACUCAAUGCCCUAAAAAUAGCUUAUGAAUGCUUAAAAUCCUUUUUCUAACAAGAAACAGUCAUGUAUCAGCUCUCCAUUAUCAAGCAAUGCUAAAAAUAUAAAUCUUGAAGAUGCAUUUAAAUUGGACAAAAACUUGAAGGAGGUCAAGUAGCCCAAUCAAUUACAACAAAUGCCAAAUUAGCAGCUUAAUAUUGUAGGAAGUAGCUUAGUACCUAGUUAAAAUGCUAUCAAAGAGAUUACCAAUAUUCAAUAAAAUAACAGUCAAAUAAUGGAUAAUCAUCAUAAUCAUAGUAACACCACUCAUAGCUAAACAUAAAGUUAAACCUAUUUUUCACCUGAUGGAGGUAAAGAGAAGCCUAAGUUAAAUGAUUCAUUAAAUUAAAGUAUGAGCAAAAGUAGGCUUUAUGAGCUUAAGAGAUCAUCUUCAUAGGCUUUAAUAGAUGUUGAAAGUACUUACGUCAAAUCUCAGAUUUAAAAAGCUGAUCAAGGCUAGCUAAUUGGUACAGAUCCAUUUUUUAUGCAGUUAUUAGCCUAAAAAGAGGAAUAGCUUUAAGAGUAAAAAUUAAAACUUAAGAAAAUGAAUAGCAAAGUCAAGUAAAAGCAGCAUAAAUUGAACAAAAUUAAGAAUAGACUACGCGAUACUAGACAAGAUAAUCUAGAUAUAGAGUGGUAAAUGAAUACUAUAUUGGCCAGUAAAAUUCUGCAAGGCAUUAAUCCAAAGGAGCAAAUAUAGCCUAAUAAUUAUUGA
Stylonychia lemnae is the source of this 1395-nucleotide messenger RNA. Lineage: Eukaryota; Ciliophora; Spirotrichea; Sporadotrichida; Oxytrichidae. The record is from the annotation of a GenBank genome assembly.